AUGAAGUUAAAAUGUUAAGAAGAUAACCAUAAGGAAGAGAUUGAUAUUAUUUGUUAUUAUGAGUUUUGUAAAGGAUUUCGGUUAAAUUGUUUUGAUUGUUUUAAAAAGGGACUCCAUCAUACUCAUUCUGAUGAUGUAAAAAAAGCUAACAGUUUGAUUCCAUUUAUUGAAAGUAAAAAUAAAGACUGUGACAAUUUGAUUGAUGAUCUCAAUAAAUACUUUGAAACUCUGAAACAAUCAUUCUCUUAAUUAACUUAAGGAAUUAGAAAUAAAUACUUAUUAGUAAAAGAAAGAUAUGCGAAUAUGAAUUCUUACUAAAUUAAUGAUUAUUUGAAUUCAACUAUCAAGUUAAAUGAAUAUAAAUAAUCAAUAUCAAAAAUCAUUUAAGAAUAGAUUAAGAAAUUAAAUCAUUCAUUUAAUAAUUUAUAUGAAUAAUUGUAAUUAUCAUCAUUUAAUUAUUAUUAAAGUGAUGAUAAUAAUAGUAAACUAGCUGAAGAUUUAUGCAAAUAAGGUAAUCUAAUAAUACUUUCUUUUAGGUUAACAAUUAUAUGCUGAUGAUAAAUUUAAUGAGGCUUUAUAAUAAAUAGAAAAGUCAAUUUUAUUGAAUCCAAAUAAUGAGGAAUCCUUAUGUUAUAAAGGUUUAAUUAAUUAAUUUUAAUAAUAAUAGGUGCAUGUUUAAGGAUGUUAGAAAAAGGCGAGGAUGCAAUCAUUUGGAUGGACAAAGCAUUAGCUAUUGAUCCAAAACAUGUUUUUUCCUUAUGGAAUAAAGGUAGAUUUCUCCAUAGUUAUAUUGAUAGGUUCAUGUUUAAGAAUGCUAAAGAAAUACAAGGAUGCAAUCAUUUGGUUGGACAAAGCAUUAGCUAUUGAUCCAAAAGAUGUUUUUUCCUUAAGUGAGAAAGGUAGAUUUCUUCAUAGUUAUAUUAAUAGGGGCAUGUUUAAGAAUGUUAAAUAAAUACUAGGAUGCAAUCAUUUGGUUGGACAAAGCAUUAGCUAUUGAUCCAAAAGAUGUUUUUUCCUUAAGUGAGAAAGGUAGAUUUCUUCAUAGUUAUAUUAAUAGGGGCAUGUUUAAGAAUGUUAAACUAAUACGAGGAUGCAAUCAUUUGGUUCGACAAAGGAUUAGCUAUUGAUCCAAAUCAUGUUUUUUUCUUAAGUGAGAAAGGUAGAUUUCUUAAUAGUGAUAUUAAUAGGUGCAUGUUUAAAAAUGUUAGAUAAAUACUAGGAUGCAAUCAUUUGGUUGAACAAAGCAUUAGCUAUUGAUCCAAAACAUGUUAAUUCCUUAAGUGAGAAAGGUAGAUUUCUUAAUAGUGAUAUUAAUAGGUUCAUGCUUAAAAAUGUUAGAUAAAUACUAGGAUGCCAUCAGUUGGUUCGACACAGCAUUAACUAUUGAUCCAAAACAUGUUGAUUCCUUAAGUGAGAAAGGUAGACUUCUUCAUAUUUAUAUUAAUAGGUCAUACUUUAAGAUUAAUGAAAUAAUAUGAUAAAUCUUAACAAGUUCUCAAUUAAGCACUAUCGCACAAUCCUAAUCACAUAUUUAGUCUUAAUUAGCUUGGUAUAAAAUGAUUAACAUUUAGCAAUGUGUUUACAAGAUUAGAUGAAAUGUUAAGAUGCUCUGAUCUAUAAUGAAAGAAGUUUAAAGACCCAAGCAGAUAUUUAAUCUAUCAAAAAUUUUAAGGGUAUUUGUAUUUUGUAAAUCUAGAAUUUUGUAAGCAGAAAUUGAAAAAGUGA
Molecule: messenger RNA, 1725 nt
Organism: Paramecium octaurelia
Lineage: Eukaryota; Ciliophora; Oligohymenophorea; Peniculida; Parameciidae
Source: the annotation of a GenBank genome assembly